AUGUCUUUUGAUUUUUUAAGUGAAUUUUCCUCGGAGAUUCAGGACCAAACCAAUUGGGAUUUGCUUCUGACUCCAAUGGAGCAGGAACUAGGCCUUGAUUCUAAGCCUUGUUUUGCCCCUGCCCCUGUCGUGCCUUCAUCUGCGGCUCCUCUUGAUUCUAUUGCCGCUCUCUUGACUCCUGAUUCAACUCUCAUUUCUAAGCCUAUGGAGGCUGCCACUGUCGAUGACUUUGGUCUUUGCGGGUCUCCUCUCUUUGACGAUGUUGAAGAUGCUUCCAAAUGGGAAUCUCUUUUCACUACCGUCAAUGAUCAGCCUGAAGCUAAGGCUAAAUCCUCAGCUGUUUCAUUCCCUGUUAUUCAAGAAGUUAAGAUCAAGUCGGAGCCUCUUUCUCCUCAUCUUAUUCCAUUUUCUAUGCCUUUGGAUGUUUGUGGUACCAUUAUGUCUGCUACUACUAGCACCACUUCUACUACAACUUCACCCGCUCCUACUACAUCCCAACAAGUUGAAGAUAAGCCUUCUCCAUCAUCAUCAUCAUCAUCAUCAUCAUCAUCGGCUUCUUCUUCUACUACUUGUUCUCCUAAUGCUGCCUCUCCUGAUGAGUCUGGUUCUGCUAACCCUCUUAAGCGCAAGCGCAGCGGAACCAACUCUAUUGAUUAUAAGAGAGAUGAGCUGGGUAUCACCAUUUACAACCGUAAGCCCCGUGCCAAUCCGUUGGGCCCUGUUGUGCCUGAAUCCGCAGAUACUGUUGCUGUCAAGCGUGCACGCAACACUGAGGCUGCCCGACGAUCGCGGGCUCGUAAAUUGGAGCGCAUGACGCAGCUGGAGGCCAAGGUUGCCGAGCUGGUUGCACUCAAUGCUCGUUUGGAGCAGGAAAACUUGGAACUUAAGAGCGAAAAUAUGCAGCUCAAGUCCAAAAUGCAGUAA
Molecule: messenger RNA, 924 nt
Organism: Magnusiomyces paraingens
Lineage: Eukaryota; Fungi; Ascomycota; Dipodascomycetes; Dipodascales; Dipodascaceae
Exons: 1
Coding region: 1-924 (307 amino acids)
Biological process (GO): positive regulation of cellular response to amino acid starvation
Cellular component (GO): transcription regulator complex
Molecular function (GO): DNA-binding transcription factor activity, RNA polymerase II-specific; RNA polymerase II cis-regulatory region sequence-specific DNA binding
Source: RefSeq, a predicted model, not a curated record